Molecule: messenger RNA, 331 nt
Organism: Racocetra persica
Lineage: Eukaryota; Fungi; Glomeromycota; Glomeromycetes; Diversisporales; Gigasporaceae
Source: the annotation of a GenBank genome assembly
GAACAACAACAGAAAAAGUGCCCGUAUUACUAAUAAAAGCCGUCGUUCAUGGAGUGCCAGGGAAAAACUCAUGGUUAUCAGUUAUUAUGAGAAUGUUAAAAAUAUGAGAGCAACCGCAAGACGAUUUGAAAUCGAGCCAAAACAAGUUCGUGAGUGGCUAGACAAAAAAUAUGAACUUAUGAGUGCCACUCCUUACCUUUUAACGCUUAACUCUGGUCGCUGGGCCCAGUUCCCAUUAUUAAAAGAAAGACUUGUUAAGUGGAUUAAUGAAUAUCGCAAUGAGCAGUAUGCUGUUACCCAAAACAUGGUUGUAAAAAGGCCAAAACAUUAG